Messenger RNA from Spirodela intermedia, 5729 nucleotides. The record is from the annotation of a GenBank genome assembly. Lineage: Eukaryota; Viridiplantae; Streptophyta; Magnoliopsida; Alismatales; Araceae.
AUGAAUUCCAAAACUCUGGGAUUCGAUGGCAAGGAUGGGCUCCCGUCUGCAGGGCCCUCAGGCUCCGGGUACCUUCCGCCCACACUGGUGAGGCAAUCUUCUGUCUAUUCGUUGACCUUUGACGAAUUUCAAAAUGCGCUUGGGGGACGUGGCAAGGAUUUUGGUUCUAUGAACAUGGAUGAGCUCCUGAAGAGCAUCUGGAAUGCAGAGGAGAAUCAGACAGCAGUGGCCUCAGCAGCAACCACAGUCAUGUUGGGGGAUCGUGGAGUUGCGGGCAUAGGUGCACUGAACCUACAGAGGCAGGGCUCGCUGACGUUGCCUGAAUCACUUAUUCAGAAGACAGUUGACGAGGUCUGGCGGGAUGUGUUUAGGGAUGCGGGCAGCGUGCAAGACCUAUCUGGGCCUACAGUGCAACCAAAACAACGACAACCAACAUUGGGAGAGGUUACCCUUGAGGAGUUCCUGCUGAAGGCUGGUGUGACGUGGGAGGACGUCACAGAGCCCAGAUCAGUAAUUACCUCCUCAAAUACUACAACUGACGGCAAUGCCUUCUAUGGGGAUGCUUCAACGUCAGACUUUGAUGGUAACAGCGGGCUUGGCCUUGGGUUCCCUUCAGCAGCGAACACUAAUUCAUCCCUAGCGCCCAAUCAACUUACCAAUAGUCCUACUGUCACUAGUCUUACCAUGAAUGCUGGUGGGGUGGUGCCUCCUUAUUCUGCUAGAGCGCCAUUGGGAAACACACCUGAACUCCUAAGUUGGCAGGGACUAAGAGCUGGUGGAGGAAUUAUGGGAACGAGUGAUUCAGCGGUUAACAAUGGUUUGAUACUGGGCAUGGCUGAUCUGGGGUCAAAUGGGGGCAGAACAGCGGAUGAAUCUUCAGAUGGACUAGGAAAGGGCAAUGGAAAUUCAUCAUCCUUAUCACCUGUUCCAUCUGCAAUUGACAGAGGACUAAGAAGGAAAUCCAAUGGUAUUGUUGAGAAGGUUGUGGAGCGGAGACAGAGGCGGAUGAUUAAAAACAGAGAAUCAGCUGCAAGAUCACGUGCCCGCAAGCAGGUAAUCUUUCUGACGUUCAUUUCAAAUUAGGUUCCUUUUAAGUCUGAUAUUGGUCUGCUGGAUCAUUUCUUGUGCAAAAAAAAUUAGUGCUAUCUUGAUAGUUUGUCCUAUUGGAAUAACUGUCAAUAGAACAAUGUGUUGAGAUCGGAUAUUAGGUUUGAGGUUGCAUCUGUGUUGGGUUAGAAAUGAGUAAUGAGAUACUUAUUGUUGGCUACUUUAUAGUGACCUUCAUUCUUCACCUUCAGCUUAUGCUUUUCCCCUCAAUUGUGAGGGUACCAAUCUUUGACGGAGGAAUGGUCAGGGGGCUCUCCUGUUUGUAUCUCACACAAUUUGUAAUAUCAACUUUAAUAAUCAGCAGACACAGGAUACAUCUUCUUUGUUACAAAAUUGUUUACCAGAAGUUUUGUACUUCCCUCAUCCAUACUCAGUGAUCAUAGCUGCAAAAUGGUCACUGCCAUAUCUUCCUUAUAUUCUGUGACUCUUUAUAGAGUUUUAUUUCCAUAAUGAUGAAACGGAGUUGCCAGAUCUGAUGAGAUGCCCUUAAUAAUGAGAUGUGGUGGAAGCCAUGCCCAAACCUUAUUCCUUUAGACGGUUAACUAUGUUUAAAAAGGAUACCAUAUUUUUAUGGCUCAUUUAAGGAAGAAAUGGGUUAAAUCUUCAUGUAGCCUCCUUCGUAUAUAUAAUAUAUAUAUACACUGACGAGUUGCCAAUUUUGUGUCAUCUUUUACAAUGUGUAACAUAGAUGCCACAAUUACGUCUGUUUAAUAUCAUAUAUCAUCUUCUUAUCUGUCUAGGCAUACACCCUGGAGUUGGAAGCUGAAAUAGCAAAACUGAAGGAGCAGAAUGAAGAAUUGCUUAAGAAACAGGUACCUUUCUUCUCAUACAACGUUCUUUUAUUUUGGUCUGUAGAUAUGCACUGAAUCUUCAGGUAAGAAAACCACAAUGAAGCUAUGGUUCGUUAGAAUAUGGUACAGACUUUCACCACCACAAUAAUGGAAACAUAAAAAGAUAGUUCCAGAAAAGUAGAUGCACAAAGAUGCAACUUACAUGUUCCUGUGGGUGUACUCUGACACAGAUUUGUAACUUACAGGCAGAGAUUUUGGAGAUGCAGAAAAGUCAGGUAUGAGCUCUUCACCAGUUCUGCUUUUAAUGAAAUUCAUCUGUUCAAGAAAAAAGAAUUUUGGGCCCUUUUUUUGUUUUAAUUCUCUUCAACACCGCUGUCACAAGUCUAUGUAUAUAUAUAUAUAGAUGUACUUCAUUGGAGUAGAUAAGCAAUGCUUCCCACGUUAGCUAAAAGUUUUUGAGUUAUCUUUUUUAGCUAAUGGGAUGAUCAUCAAUUAAACCCUUCUGCUAUGUUAGUAUUGACGUUUUCUUUGUUUUACUUGCAAGAUGGCUGAAAUCACAUCUCUUGUUUUCCAUUAUUUUUCCCAUUUGUGUAGAUGUUUUGUGAUACUGGCUUUCUUCACACCAAGUCAUUAUCAUUGAUUCACUUUCUAGUUUUGUUUUGUUCCGAUGUUCUCUUUGCUGUGUUGUUGACUUUGUCGUUGAAUUCAUAAAAAAAUUCUGGGGCAGCAUUAAAGGUUUUGCAGCUUUUUGAUACCCAUCACAUGCCUCGCAGAUUUAUAUUAGUAAUCUAUGUUUUUCUGGGGUUUUUACCGUGCUCUGGUGCCUAAUAGAGAGUUGUUUUAUCGAACUAAACAAAGAUGAGCUCGUUGGUUCAAUCGAAUUUUCUGUCAAGUCCUUUCGGGGAAAGUGUCUCGAAUGUUCCAGUAGUAAUGGGAAAAUACAUAUCAGAGCUGAAGUCACUGAGUUUUUAGCUCGUUGUUGUCGCCCUGAGAAAAAUGGACUGGUUUCUAGACAACAUCAGUGUAAGUGACAUGAAAUGAGAGAAUUUAGAGAUUUCAUAUGGUACAGAUAAAAUUUCGAUUUAGCCUGUACUUGUAUUCAGUUUAUAUUUUUUAUAUGACAUUUAUAUUUUUGGAUACAAGCAGGGUAAAAUACAGUAAAAAAACUGAAAUAUGAUCAAUUACUUGACAAAGCAUAGUGUUUGUGUAAUAAAAAACAUUUGGCUUUCUGUACCAUCCAUAUAGACAUAUCAGAAUCCUUUUUCCUGUUUUAAUAGACUCGAAACUCCCUAAUAUUUGGAUCCUGUACCAAGUUCCCUUAUGUUGCAUUCUCACUGGGUAGUGAUCAACUGAGGAUGACAAUUUAUGUAUCUCCUAGCAUGGCGAUUACAUGUUGGCUGCACACAAGAAUAAUACACAGUGUUUGAUGUGUUCAGUGUAUGAAACACAAUGUUUUAACACAAAAGUGAAUUUUAUAUGCAACAGAAGUGGAGCCUAAACGAUCCUCACAUGGCAUCACAUAAUUUGCUCACAUGGAUCAAUUUCUGUGCAGUUUAGGUGGGCGUCCCUAAAUAUGGAUGUGGGAGUAUGGUUUCAUAGGAGACGGGCAUUGACUAUUGAUUGUUGUUCUCGCUUUUCCUUUUCCUUGGGCUGGGGUGGCCAGGCAGUAAUGUUGUGGAUGGGACCAUUCACAAGUUUAGGCUUAGCAUGGGAGAGUGGUUGAGUCAAUAAGUUAUGAGAACUGGUGAUGGUCAACGUCCUUCUGGUAGUUUGACAACUGAUCUGAUGACGGAGUAGAGUGGGUUUAUGACCAUGGGGAUUAGGGAGGAGGGGGAGGGGGGGGGGGGAGAUGUUGUGGCUGGGACAUUUUCUAGUUUAAGGCUGAUGAAGAGGAGUGAUGAAGUGAGGCUUGCAAAAUGACGAACAAAGCCUCUUCUAUUAAUCUAGCAAAUACUUGAUGUAGGCCAUCAACAACAACAAAGAAAAGGGUAAAAGUUUUUUGACCUAAGUGGUCCGAAAAAAUGAUGGGCUAGGCGUCCGUGAAGCCAAAAUUAUGGACUACAAAGAUCAGAAGACCAUUAAAAGCCCAAAUCAGAUUUGUACCAAAUAAAACCCGUCAUAGAUAAUUUUCCCGCUUUUAAUUCCUUUUCCCGCUUUUAGUCCUUUUUAAAUUUGUUUAAACAUGAUUUAAUUUUAUUUUAAUGUGCCACCAUGAUUUGAACCGCAUUUUUAAAGGCGGCCUAGCAGAAACUCGGUCUGUUUAAAGGUCCCAUACUAUAUAGCCCUAGAGAAAUCAUUCAUUAUUCCGAAAAUUUCGUCUUUUGGAGAUUUUAUCUUUUUGCUUGUGGAUUCAAGGGUUUCCUUUGAUCUUGUGGUUUCAAGAUCUCCCCUUUUAGAUUCUGUGGAUUUAGGGCAUGGCAACUUCACAGAAAUUUCAUUUCUUGUGGACUCAAAGAGGAGCUUCAUCUCCACUCAACUUCGCUGCAUCAAUACUGAUAGGGGACAAUGCUUGAAGUUCAUCAAUUGAAGAAAUCUAGAAGUACAUCAGGUUGCUAUGAGCACCACUAGGGAAAAGUCAUUCACAUUUUGUAAAUUGAAGCUAAAUGCAAUGAGCUUCAUGAUUUGGUUGACUUGUCAAGAAUCUUUGGGGCAUGUGAUGAUGCCCAGAGGGCCACAGAGCAUGGAAAUUGGAUAUUUCUCACUCUCUUAUAGGACAUAAUUUUAUUCAACCUGCUGUGACGUUGACUUUGUCAUCAUUUAGGAUGUUGGAGUUCUAUUGGUCGUUCCCAUUCCUUGAUUUCAGACUCUAGAAGAAUUAGUAACUGAAGCAUAAAUACAUCAAAGGAUUUUGUUGACCAACAUUCUAUUAAUUUCUGGAGAUAUUACCUAGGUCUUUUGAAAUUUUCUGUGAGCCCACUCCAUUUGUAAUUUAAUCACAACUUCCUUUGAUCAUGGGUCAGCACAGACAUAUAAUAAUCCCAAGGUGAACUCUUUUUAUGCUAGUGAAGGAAAGAACGGCAGUAUCUUUAUUUCCACAUAAUUUCAUCCGUCGGAUACCACAGAAUCAUCUAGAUUCCAACCCUCCACUACCUCCCCCUCUUCGUGUGGAUGAUAUGGAGGCACCUCUCCCUAGACGCGUAGAACAUUCUAUCAACCCUCCUGCGGUUGACUUCUAGGAGGGUCCCCAUCGACUGUGGCUGUUGAGCAUCUCUCCUUUGACUUCCACCAGUGAUCUGAUUGUCAACCACGGCCAACUCCAGGGGUGACCAUGUAGCACCCUCCAAAAAUGUAGGAAUAAAUAUUCUUAGUACAUAAUGACGUUUUUUUUUUGUUUUUUGGGCUGCAUCCUGCUUCGAUCAUUCUGCUGAAUCUUUUUUCCAUAUGGGGAAUGUUUUUGACAACAGAUCUGGGAAAAUUUAUUCCAAUUUUUUUUAUCACUAUGAGCUCCAACGUUAUUAUUUUAAUUAACCUUGGUUUGUACCAAUAUGAUUACAUGUAUCAAUGUCGAUAUCUUUACUAAAACAAGACUGGAGAGUUCUACAAUCAAAAAAAUAUUUUCCGUCCAGAUUCUAACCAAUACAUAUGUAUAUAUUAUUAUUUUUUUCUUUUUUCUGAUUUCCAAUGAAUAAAAUAAUUAAGGGCCGUCCAGCACAUUGAAUGCCGUCAUAUCUUUAUGAAAUUAUUGCAGCAUCUAUUACUUAUUUUAUGCACUUAUUAUGAUCUGAACAGCUCUGAUGUUUCUAUAACUAGGUGCUGGAGAAGGCUAACGAGCAGAGGGAAUCUAAAAAACGGUGCUUGAGAAGGACGAAUACGUGGCCCAGGGUUGACUGA